UGGAUAGUACAUACAUGUUCAACUUAGAAGGUCUCAUUCCUAAACUUUGUCAAUUGGCUCAAGAAGUGGGAGAUGAUGAAAGAGCUGUAUGCCCACGUUCAGUUAGAAUCCAAGCUCUCGCAAACAUGGUGUGGUUCAUGGGUGAGCAAUCACAUAUCUCAAUGGAAAUUGACAAUAUUAUUUCAAGUGACUUUGGAGUACUAUCUCAAUCUUCAAAUGAAACCAAAGGAUGGUAAGGAAGCGAGGCAACGUUCUCAAUCUCAGGACCAGUGGGUUCAAAGGGUGCUUAAAGAAGAAUCUCAUGGCUCAUCUUUUCUAGAUAGGAGUAAGAGGUUUUCUUCUCUCCAGAACCCUGUGACUAAUCCUAAUUUGUAUUCAACAAUUGAUACUUCCAAGAACCUCUCUUACUCUUAUUGGUUCAAAGUUUGCUUGAAUAAUAUAGCCAAGUUGGCUAAGGAAGCUACAACAAUGAGGCAUGUGCUUGAACCCCUUUUCCAUCAGAUACAGGAGUUGCCUGUUGUGUUAUAUUGUACUUAUAGUCAUUUUUGGAGGAAUCAGGUUACAUAUGGAAUCUUAAUGCUCCAUCUUGCUGCAAUUACGUUUUUAUUAGUUUUUCUGUGAACAUAAUUGA
Molecule: messenger RNA, 631 nt
Organism: Pistacia vera
Lineage: Eukaryota; Viridiplantae; Streptophyta; Magnoliopsida; Sapindales; Anacardiaceae
Exons: 4
Coding region: 73-621 (182 amino acids)
Source: RefSeq, a predicted model, not a curated record